AUGUCCUCCAGUAACGGUCACGAUCACUCGCCACACACCUACGAACCUACAUCUCCUACAGAUCUCAUCGGCGGACGUAACUCGGGCGUCAUGACUCUGCCUCCACAGCAGCUGCAGGAGUUGCAGGACCUGCAACAGCAGCAGCAGCAGCAGCAGCAACCCUCCCAAGACGGGAACUCAAGAACAAGGAGUUUUUCAGAGAAAUCCUUCUCGUCUCUCAAAAGCCCCCGUGCUGCUCGCUUUGCUGAGGCCACCUCGGUCCUGUCGCCGGUCGACGGUUCACCCUGUGGAGUAGUAGACCCAUCUGCUGGCCAGACACAACCGCAACAACAGCAGGAGAAGACUCUCAACAACGUCUCCGACCUGGGGUUCGGGUAUGUGGCCGACAAUGAUCCCGUGCGCCGGGCAGCGGAAUUCCGUCCGCCGGCCUCGCCGCUCAAGAGCGCCUUGAAAUCUCCAGGCACGGCCCGGACAUUGAACCCGCUGAGUCCAACUUUCCGGGAGGAGUACAUGUUGGAGAAGCACGAGAAGGCUACGGAAAAGCAAAACGCAAAAGACCUCAGGGUCAAAACCCGUGUGCGCCUGGCCAAGGCUUUCCUCCGCGUGGUGAACUUCAGCUGCAGCAUGAUCGUGCUGUCGUUGCUAGCAACGACGUUGACGGUCUUUGAAGCGACCAAGUCAAUCCCCGAGAGGAACAAUUUACCCCCCUGGGCGAUCGGCACGAACCCCUGGCCGCAGUACUUACUGUUAGCGCUGGCGGGCGUCUCGGUACUAACCUGCCUGGCUGUCUUUUGGGGCUACUGGAAGGGCGGCCACAAGCGCGCAGAGAAGCUGGCUGUCUACUACUCAACCUUCUCCGUCUGCUACUUUGUCUUCGACCUGAUCAUGUGGGUGGUGGGCGCCGCCGUGUUCGAGAACGCCAAAGCCAACGGCGGGGGUGAGGACUUGUGGGGGUGGUCGUGCAAAAAGAACGAGCGCUACGACCUGUUCAAGGACGACGUGAACUACAGCCUGUUAUGCCGCCUACAGGACUGGGGCCUCGUGUGUGCGAUCAUCGAGGUCGUCAUCGAGCUCUUCGUCAUCCUCAUCUACGCCGUCGUCUUCUACCGCUUCUACUCCAAGCGCCGCCUCAUGAAGACAAUGGACACCCGUGACCGCGCUCGCUCCGAUCUGUACCUCGCCCAGCUGCGUGUCCAGUCCGCCCCCAACACCCCGGGCUUCCUCCACCCCAUGACCCCCGGCUAUCCUCCCAAGACCCCCAAGUCCGCUACUACCUGGGUCUCCGUCGCCCCCAUCCAGGAAUCCACCGGCGAGCACGACCACUCGGACUCUGACCCCUACAGUGCCGCAGAGAACGGUUACUCCUAUACCGUUCAAUACGCUGUCCCGCAGUCUCCCACCCGCCCGCCCCAGGCAUUUCACCUGCAACCGCCGCCGAUCCGCGUCCAGCACGCCACCCCGGUCGUCCAGCAGGCUGGCUUUGCCGUCUCUUCUUCUUCUCCUCCCCCCAGCAAUUCCUCCUCACUAUCCUCUCCGUCAACAUCGCCGUCGCCGCCACCCCCGCAGCACCACCAACAUCCACGGAAUCAAACAGCAUCUGUCCCCGCUUCGGGAGAGCAGAGCUUUGGCUCUGUCCCGAUUCCGGGAGCAUACUAA
Messenger RNA from Penicilliopsis zonata CBS 506.65, 1656 nucleotides. RefSeq lists its product as hypothetical. NCBI's taxonomy places the organism in Eukaryota, Fungi, Ascomycota, Eurotiomycetes, Eurotiales, Aspergillaceae. The coding region runs from base 1 to 1656 and encodes 551 amino acids. The transcript has 2 exons. The record is from RefSeq and is a predicted model, not a curated record.